This is a messenger RNA of Amaranthus tricolor (Joseph's coat), 3092 nucleotides long. Its product is annotated as ATP-dependent zinc metalloprotease FTSH 11, chloroplastic/mitochondrial. Gene Ontology annotation, biological process: proteolysis. The transcript has 17 exons. The record is from RefSeq and is a predicted model, not a curated record. Lineage: Eukaryota; Viridiplantae; Streptophyta; Magnoliopsida; Caryophyllales; Amaranthaceae. Gene Ontology annotation, molecular function: ATP hydrolysis activity; ATP-dependent peptidase activity; metalloendopeptidase activity. Gene Ontology annotation, cellular component: chloroplast thylakoid; membrane. Bases 352 to 2718 code for a protein of 788 amino acids.
GAACCAAAAGAAUUUGUCUAUUCUUUUUCUUCUCUACCAAGUUUAUAGUAGUACUCCUAGUUUCUUCCCUUAGGUUCGUUGAUUUAACAAAGAGUUGACCCAUGAGGCGCCAAUUUCAAUCAAUCCAAAGAUAAGGUUUUUACUCUCCACACCCUUUCUUCAUUUCUUUCUCUCUCCUCCAUAGUUGUACCUUGUUCAUCUUUAAAGGGAGAAAAAUAAAUUAAACCCUUAAUUCUAAUUUCUUUCAUUCAUAACCUCUUGCAAAAUCAACUAAUAGUAAUUAGUAAUACCCAAAUAAAUUCAGGCCAAAAAUCAACAAGAACAAGAAAUAGUUUUGAAAUUAAAGUAAGUAUGACAACAUUGCAAGCUUCUCUUUUGAUAAAGCCUCCAUUUUUAUCCCCUUUUGUUCGUUUUUCGUAUUGCCCACGUUAUGUUUCACCCUUUUCGUGCUUUAAUCUUUCUCGUUCUUGUAAAUUAUGCAUAAAUUGCUGCAAUCUACACCCUGAAAAACCCCAUUUAAGUUCAAAUGCUGAUCAUGUUGAAGACCCAUUUUCAUCAAAUUCUAAUGCCGAGCAACAAGUUUUUGAUGGUAGAGGUGAAAACCCUACAAGUUGUGGUAAUGAGGAUAGUGUUUUUAGAAUUGAAGAAAAAGGAGAUGAAGGAGAAGAGGGUUUGAUGGUUGAGAAAAAUGGGGAAGAGCGUAAAUUAGCAAUAGUUGUGUUUUUAGUGGGAAUUUGGGCAACUAUGAAAAAGGGGUUUGAGAAGAUUUGGCUAUCUGGGUGGUUUAGUUGGUGGCCAUGGCAGCAGGAGAAGCGGCUUCAACGUUUGAUCGCCCAGGCGGAUGCUAAUCCUAAUGAUGCUGUGUUGCAAAGCUCUUUGCUUGCUGAGCUUAACAAGCAUAGCCCUGAAUCUGUCAUCAAGCGCUUUGAACAACGAGAAAUUGCAGUGGAUAGCAGAGGUGUCAUAGAGUAUCUUCGAGCUUUAGUGGCUACCAAUGCCAUUGCUGAUUAUCUACCUGAUGAAGAGUCUAGGAAGCCCUCUAGUCUCCCCACAUUGCUGCAAGAACUAAAACAACGUGCAUCAGGAAAUACAGAGGAGCUUUCAAUUAGCCCUGGAAUAUCUGAGAAGCAGCCAUUACAUGUAGUUAUGGUUGAUCCUAAGGCGUCCAGCAAAAUGUCACGUCUUACACAAGAGCUCUUCUCAACUAUACUCUUCACUUUGGCUGUUGGUUUAGUUUGGGUAAUGGGAGCUUCCGCACUUCAGAAGUACAUAAGUAGUUUAGGUGGUAUAGGAGCUUCUGGCGUUGGUUCGAGUUCUUCAUACUCAACAAAAGAGUUGAAUAAGGAAGUGCUCCCAGAAAAGAAUGUCAAAACGUUUAAGGAUGUUAAGGGAUGUGAUGAUGCCAAGCAAGAACUUGAGGAGGUGGUGGAAUACCUCAAAAAUCCUGAAAAAUUUACUCGACUUGGAGGGAAGUUGCCAAAGGGAAUUCUUUUGACUGGAGCUCCUGGCACUGGGAAAACACUUCUUGCCAAGGCUAUUGCUGGAGAAGCUGGAGUACCAUUUUUCUACCGAGCAGGUUCCGAGUUCGAAGAGAUGUUUGUUGGUGUUGGUGCUCGUCGAGUGCGGUCCUUGUUCCAAGCAGCCAAGAAAAAGGCUCCAUGCAUUAUUUUUAUUGAUGAAAUCGAUGCCAUCGGAUCAACAAGAAAACAGUGGGAAGGACAUACCAAAAAGACAUUGCAUCAACUUCUUGUUGAAAUGGAUGGUUUCGAGCAGAACGAGGGCAUAAUAUUAAUGGCUGCAACAAACUUGCCUGAUAUUCUCGAUCCUGCUUUGACCCGACCUGGCAGAUUUGAUAGGCAUAUUGUUGUUCCCAGUCCAGACGUACGAGGUCGCCAAGAUAUCCUAGAUUUGUAUUUACAAGAUAAACCAAUUGCUGAUGAUGUUGACGUCAAAGCGAUUGCUCGUGGUACCCCUGGAUUCAAUGGAGCAGAUCUAGCAAAUUUGGUCAACAUAGCUGCCAUUAAGGCUGCAGUUGAAGGUGCCGAAAAGUUGACGGCUGCUCAACUGGAGUUCGCAAAAGACAGAAUACUAAUGGGUACGGAGCGAAAAACUAUGUUCAUGACUGAGGACUCCAAAAAGCUUACUGCAUACCAUGAGAGUGGGCAUGCAAUUGUGGCUUUGAACACUGAGGGUGCUCAUCCAAUCCAUAAAGCAACGAUUGUGCCACGUGGAUCCGCUUUGGGGAUGGUUACACAACUCCCUUCAAAUGAUGAGACCUCGGUUAGCAAGAAACAACUAUUGGCUCGUCUUGAUGUUUGUAUGGGAGGUAGGGUCGCAGAGGAGCUUAUAUUCGGUCAAGAUCAUGUCACGACUGGAGCGAGUAGUGACCUCAACACUGCUACAGAGCUUGCUCAAUAUAUGGUAACAAGUUGUGGGAUGAGUGAUACAAUUGGUCCCGUUCAUCUCAAAGAUAGACCAGGUUCAGAAAUGCAAUCUCGUAUCGAUGCAGAGGUUGUCAAACUUCUUAGAGAUGCAUAUGACCGGGUGAAGGCCUUGCUAAAGAAGCAUGAAAAGGCGCUGCACGCUCUUGCCAAUGCACUAUUGGAAUAUGAGACGCUAAGUUCGGAAGACAUCAAACGUAUUCUUCUUCCGUAUCGUGAAGAAAGGCAACUAACGGAGCCUCAACAACAGCAAGAAGGCGAACUUGUAUUGGCCUAAACCGGGUGUCCCUUAUUAUUAGCUAUUGAACGUUACUGGAGUGAAGCUGAUGCUUGUCGUGGAACGAACAAAACCCAGCUCGCCAACUGUUCGGGAUAUCAUUGUUGAUUGUUCACUAACAUACAAAGCAUUCUUACCAUAAAUAGCAGGUGCAAGUCAUUCCUUUCGAAGGCAUUCAUUUUUGCAGAUCAAAUUUCAGAAGAAUUUUCAGAAAAAAGGUGUGUACUCUAUGAGAUAGUAGUGGGCUUUCUUGAAGUGUUUAAAAGGAAAUUAUGUUGGAAAUAUCAGAAAUUGUACAAUAGUAAUUAGACACUAAUUGUGAAUGAUAAGUAUUAAGGUUUUCUAUGUUAAUGAUCAAGAACUUAUAACCCAAA